CUUCAUUUUGCACCGCAGGCCUGUCUGACAUGCCCCAUGGAUCGUUUGAUCAGGGUUUUUGCCUUGGAUUUGCAGCUGGGGCAGCUGCAGUUUUCCUGGUUGCUCAGCUGCCCAGUGUCCUCGCUGCAGCUUUCAACAAGGUGAAGGCCAGGUCCAAUAUUGUGCAACAUCUUGACAACCGAGGGUGGAUCCAGAGGGGCCGAGAAGUAACUGAUGACCAGCUUAGCCAAGCUGAGGUCUUGUCAGCAUCCAAGCAUUCCAAGAAGAAAGUGCUCAAAAUCGACUCGGAGACAGUGGUCAAGCUUGCGCCAGAUCUUGACAUGGAUGAAGUUGACAACCUUGAAUUCAUUCACUCUCGCACCACAAUCCCGGUUCCCAAGAUGUUGAGCGCCUACGAGAAGGAGGGAUGUCAGUACAUUGAUCGCGAAUCCAUCUGCUCCGAGUUACGCGAAUACCUCAGUCAAAUGCGCAAUAUCCCGCCACCAAAAGAUUUGAUAGGCUCAGUUUCAGGCAGUCCAGCUGUUGACAGACGUUCUUUGGGGGCAGUAAAGCGAGGACUAUUCGCCUGCGAGGAGAAGUUCAAUGAGUGGCAACUUGGACAGCUGCGUGAUAAUGCACCUCUUCUCAACCGGGAAAGGUACACUGCAAUGCACCAGGCAGAUCACAGGAUCGUGUUCAGUCAUGGAGAUUUUGGAUUUCACAAUAUAAUGUCGCUCCAGUUCUUGGCAGGGACUGACGAGGAGUAUCAAUUCUGCAAGAAGGCGUUUGGCAAAAUGUAUCUAAGCGAGUUUUAUAUGGAUACAUGGUUUACUCGAGAGGUCAAGCAUGGUGGGUGGUAG
This is a messenger RNA of Phialemonium atrogriseum, 839 nucleotides long. RefSeq lists its product as uncharacterized. The record is from RefSeq and is a predicted model, not a curated record. Bases 30 to 839 code for a protein of 269 amino acids. NCBI's taxonomy places the organism in Eukaryota, Fungi, Ascomycota, Sordariomycetes, Cephalothecales, Cephalothecaceae. The transcript has 4 exons.